ACACCACCUUUUGCCGUCCACACAAACAACCACACAAUUGGGUUGGGGGAAAGGAUUAUUUCUCUCUAUUUGAUUUUCUCUAACUUGUAACUUGAACCUGACACUGACAAUGUUGUUUCUGUUUAUUUACGUUACUUUCGCUUUGGUUGACACAUGUGAGUAAGUGUAUGUUGUGUUUACCUAGAUCUAGUUUAUUAUGUCAUUACUGCCAUAUUAUUUAUUACAUAAGAAGUUUCAAUUAAUUUAGAAAAUUGGUUAUUUAAAUAGAUGAACUGUUAGCAGGUCAAUACUAAAGAUAAAAUAAAACAUAGCAAUUCCUAUGUUUUGCGCUAAAAUGACGUACUUUUUUUAAUCAUUAUUUUAACUUAAUUUUACUUGCUACAAAUGAUUCAUGGGGUAAUAGGCAAAAAGCAAUUGUUUUAUUAUACAAAUAAUUGUCUGGUGGCGAAAAAUGUCCUUUAAUUUAACCAUCACACUUGAGACUUCUUCCAGCUUUAUGUCACAAUUGUAAUGCCUGCUUAUCUGGUUUGAUUUGAUUCGAGAUGGUUUGAAUGAGUUUUUUGGUGAAGUUGUUUGAUGAAGUUGUUUGGUGAAUUUUUUAAAAUGAAUUUGUGCAUGUCUUAAUUAUUACUACCAUUAGUCAUUCUCAAAAUACAAUAAUAUUGGGACGGGGCAGGGACGUCACGUGGGUAGGUCAGGGGAGCAUUGCCGCCCCCCCCCCCACCCUGAAUUUGCAGGUUUUCUUUAAAUUGUUAUGUACUGUAGCGCCUCAAGUAAUAAACAACUCAACAAGCCGGACAAGUUUUGGUCCCCACCCCACACCUCUCACUGAAAAAAAAUCUGAAAUGACGUCAUUACAUCGGGGAGGGGGGAUGCUAAGGUCACGCUUUGCGAUGGGAUAUACAAAACACAGCAUGUAUCAGAGUUUGGGUUAGAUGCAUUGAAUCAAAACACAAAAUAGCGGACAUUUCAAAAACCAUGUAAUUAAUUAUUUAUUUUGUUUAAAAUACCUCACAUAAAUAAUCCAUUGGCUCUGGCUCAGAGAAAUAUAGGGCUAUUAUAUUAUUUAUUGCUGAAAAGGGAAAUCCAUUAUCUUUAGCCAGGUCCAAGAUAAGUUCUUUUGUAAAAAAAAAAACUUUAAUUUUAUAUGUUUAUGCUCCAAAUCAAACACAUUUCAUUCAAAUGGAUAUGUUCAACACGACUUGUUUCAGCUCAAUGUCAUCCUCAUGACGACGAGGUCAGCGCAGAACUGACCAACGAGUCUCACCUGUAUUUACACCUAUUAGAUGACCAUCAUUAUGUCAAGUACCUAAGACCAGCGGCUAAGCAUAACGAGAGUUUGGACGUGGCGGUCGAAUUGUGGGUGACAACUCUAACCGCUAAGGUGGGCUACUCAUUCUUAGUUUUCCCACUGUUAAAUGUAGUGUUUUUUUGUUUGUUUGUUUGUUUGUUUGUUGUUGUUUUUUCUGGGGGGUGGGGGUGGGGGAGGGGGAGUUGUGUUCAUAUCAAAUCAACAUGAAAUUUAAGAAGCUUUUGUAAACUGUCCAGGAAAGUAAUGAAAUCAAAGGGAAUUUGUUUAAAAGUAUAAUUUAUAGUGUGUGCAGGUCAUUUUCAAGAGGUGCUAAUCCAUUUUCAAAAGUUUGACCAUGCAUCAUUUCAGCCCAACUCACAAGACAUUUUGAUAUCAAUGGAUGUGACCAUGGUGAGUAUGUUUCACAAUGUACUAUGACUGUACCCCAAUGUCCAUGUUUAGGCCUAUAACAAAUAAAUGAAUAUUUUAGUGGGUAAUUAUUGUACACAUUAGCUAUGGCCCGCCAAACAAUGGUGGUCUCAAAUGGGUGACCUUCCCAUCUACUAAAGUUACUUUUCUGAACAUGCAAUCAAAUAACGCACUUUAUAAGAAUCCCAAAAUAAUGCCCUAACCCUCCCCCCCCCCACCCAGGUUCGCAAUCGCAUAUUUUUUUCACGUCCUUGAAUUAAAAUAAUAUUAUAAUGUUCCAUCCCCUUUUGUACCGCAGAUUUAUAACACCAUGUUUAAAUUGAGAUAAUUUUCGUUAAAAAAAAAAAAAAAAAAAAAAUAUUACGCACCAAACGCACUUGCGGUAUUUUUAAGUUAUCGGGAAUUUUAUUGAGUGAAAGCGUUGAUGACAUUAGUUGAUUGUUAAACUGUUCCACAGAGGAUUAUGUAUUUUGAUUAGUUUAAUUUCUGUAUCAUACAGCGUAUGUCAGGAUAUGAUAUCUGAUAAACUCCCAAAACAUAUAUAGUUAUAUUCUAAACACCAAGUUCGCUAGCCCUACAUUUUUAUAGUACAUCUGUAUUAAUCACGAAUUUGUUGAAAAUGCAUUUUUUGCACCUCCACCCAGAAAUGGCAUGACCCUCGUCUGAGAUGGAAUGUCACCGAAUAUGGCGGGAUUCCUUUUCUCGUUGUUCCUCACGACGUUAUUUGGAUGCCUCAUUUGAGGGUCACGUCGGAGUAAGACAAGUCUAACGUUAAUUGUUUAUUUUAUUGUUUACAAUUUUCUCCACAAAUAAUAUAUCUCUGAUAAAAUUAUAGAGCCCUUUUUGUAUUGACAUCUGUUUUUUUUAAAAUUGUAGAAAAUAAUAAUAUAUAUACUCUUAUAGCUUUCUUAGUGAAGUUUUAGCUCGUGUAACAUUGGUGAAUAUUUUCUUAUUUUACGAAAUCUUCAGACAAACUCUGGAACCCCUGCGGUCAUCUGGAGCAACACUUGAACAUACAGGAGAUGUCACAGUGACCACCACAGUGCAUGUCACCAGCUCGUGCAUCACCGAUGUGACCGACUUCCCCACAGAGGUCAAGCAGUGUGACUUCAUUUCACCGUUCGGUCACCGCCACAUUCAAGAGCAGGAGUUUGUCAUUUUCCGUUUCGCUAACGCAGUGAAGGGUCUCGUCCCUUUGUCUGAUGCCUUUCGAUCCAAAAUCGGAUCGAGCUGGGUCUUCAUGGGCUCCGAGAUGUCACGGGCGGCCACCACAGAUCAGGAGGCUGCUGUAGGCUCUCAGGGGAGCCGAGGUGAACUACAGAUGCAUUUCAAAAUGAUGAGGGCCGACAAUGUUAAAAUUUUGAUUCUGAAGACGUCCGGGAUCAUCAUGGCAGCUCUCUUGCCAGUUAUAUUUUUAUUUCCCCCUGAUUCUUCGGCGAAAAUCAUCUCAGGUAAUUAACGCACUUGAAAUUCGGUUGAAGAUUCUCUAUUGCUAUUUAUGCAUUCUGUUGUGCAUGAUGCUUGUCAACCGUCAAAAGUAUUUUUCAACAGUAUCACUGUCGUGGGGGGGGGGUGUACCAUAAAUGACGCCACGCUAUUUUGGCAAAGAUUAUUAAUCACUGAUUCUCUAUUGCUAUUUAUGCAUUCUGUUGUGCAUGAUGCUUGUCAAACGUCAAAAGUAUUUUUCAACAGUAUCACUGUCGUGGGGGGGGGGGGUGUACCAUAAAUGACGCCACGCUAUUUUGGCAAAGAUUAUUAAUCACAAUUGUCGCAAAUCUUUACACAAAAUAGAAUCACACAUCGUCACAAAUUUCUGACCCCACCCGUCCCUUUUUUUCUCUAGAUACGUGACGUAAUUUAUGGAUGACCCCUGUCAUUUGGGAUCAUCUGUCCAGAUUUUCGUUUGAAAUGAAUUUUAAUUAUUUGUUUAAUACUUCUCCAUUCUUUUGAAGGUUGUCUUCUCCUAAUCGCCAUCACCUUGGUUCUAACAACUGUCACCAACCACAUGCUGCCCACCGAGGGUGGUGAGAGUAGAGGCUGUCCUAAAAUAGGUCAGAUAUGCAGGUUAAAUUACACGUAAAGACUUGUUACUGCUUUUUUAUCCCUAAAAAUAGUAUUUGCCAUUGUCAAAUUUCUUUUCUUUACAUUUUUUUUAAGUAUAAGAAUUAAUAAAGAACGCCACGUAACAUCAAAAUAUAUAAGUUAUAUCCAAAUAAUAAAUUGCUAACAUCAAUGAAGUUCAUGUUAAAUUGAAAACUGACAACAUAAUGAUACUUUGUGCAAGCAUUAGCAACUGAAUAACAGAAACCACCCCAAAUUCCCAACUUCCUUACCUUUGUAAAUCCAGAAAAAUUAAGUUUCUCAUUAAAAUUGCGAUACUUUUUAAAGUAAAAAUUAUAUUUCUUGUCUCAAAAUAUGCGUGACCCUCACUGUCACUGUUUUGUAUUAAAGCUAAGUGAUAUUUUUGUCAAUGUAAUUUGAAGUGACUAUGUAUUUUUUUUAUUAAUAAUUUCCAAUUUCCAGUUGUGUUUUUUAUUGUUACGAUGGCCCUCAACGCUGGUUCAGUUAUCAUCUCUGUCAUCGUGGCAACCAUUGCGCGUGCGUCGCCAAGGACGCAUAUGCCAAGUUGGGCGAGGAAAGUAAGUGCAUAUCGAGGUCAUAGCUGGGUGAACUUCACGAUUUAAUUUCUAAUAUUAAGUGUAUGUAUGGUGGGGGGCCUUAAAAUAGUAAAUGUGUAUGACUUAAUGUUUGCCCGUAUAUUCACGUCGUGGGGGAAAAAGGGGGGGGGGGGUAAACUCUUGCCUAAUCCCCACAAUCACGCACAUCUCAAAUUUACAAAGAGACGCAUAAAAAUGUAAAGUUUGACUGUAAUAGCAUUGUUAAUUAUAAAGCAAAACAUUCACUUCGAAUAAUGAUACCCCCCCCCCUUUUCAAACCUAUAAUUUUUAAGCUUAAAAUUUUAACAAUAUCAUUAUUGUUUGAAUCCAAAAAAAAAAAAUAAAAAAUAAUAAUAAAUCUACCACUGACAUCAAAAAUUUGAGUGGUCCCGCCUCCUUCCCGGGCUAUGAGAGGAACUGUCCUAGUGGAGGAGCUACGGUUAGUGCCGCGCUGGGCGGGCAAUUCUUGCCCCACCUCAAAGAAAAAAAAAACUCUGCAGUUGGCCGAAAAGCCGCCACCCCCCCCCCCUCAAUAUUUAGAAAAAUCCCUCACGGGGUGGACCAUAUCCCCCUUCCUACUCUUGCUGCCCAAUUUAAUAAAUACAUUUUUAAAACUUAAGUACAGAUUUAAAAAUUUAUGCUUUUUAUUUCUCAGAUCUUUUUCGGAACUUUUGGCGUUCACCGUUUUACACGCGCGCCCUUCAGCCAUGACACGAUGACCCCAAUGGAUGACCUUUCUACGGGUGUGGACGCAGAUCAAGUGGCCUUCAACGAUGGCGACGGUAACAGCGACAAGGACGGGGGAAGAGGACACCACAACCCAAUGUCCGCUGCUCUCCACACGACGAACGGGAGAGGUUCUGAGUGGAGAGAAGCCGCCAUCCUCAUCGACCGUGUCAUGUUUGGUGUUUACGUGUUCGUCAUACUGUCAGUCAGUACGAGCCUGCUGAGUUAACCAUCGGACCCGGUGGUCACAAUAACCUGGUUGAGCUCAUCUUUUCUUUUAGUUUAGAGCUAAUGGAGAAUAUUUAACGGCUCUAUAAAAUUGGUAUAUUAUAAUACUUUAUGCAUACAAAUAAAAUGUCACAAUUUAAAAUAAAAAAGACUCACUGUUCAAUUACAUGUUGUGCUAUAUUUAUACAUAUAACUUGAGGAUUCGAUGUAACCUAACGAUGGUCAAUUAUUAAAAAAUAUAUAUAUUGGCGACUGAAGUCGUAUACAUUUUUACUAUGUCUCCAACUCUGUGACGACUACUCCUGAAGUCCAAGAUGGAUGAAUUGAAAAGUUCCGUGAAAAAGCUGACAAGAUUAGUAAACUUCAACACGAUUUUACUUAACCUUGACUUUAAAUUAUUUUGUCUGUCUUUUUUAAUUUUUUUAAAAAAUG
This is a messenger RNA of Lymnaea stagnalis (great pond snail), 5763 nucleotides long. Lineage: Eukaryota; Metazoa; Mollusca; Gastropoda; Lymnaeidae. The record is from the annotation of a GenBank genome assembly.